Closterium sp. Naga37s-1 is the source of this 1365-nucleotide messenger RNA. The record is from the annotation of a GenBank genome assembly. Lineage: Eukaryota; Viridiplantae; Streptophyta; Zygnematophyceae; Desmidiales; Closteriaceae.
AUGGCGGUCCCGCGAAGCGCGGAGCAGGCGGUGAAUCAGGGGCUGGAGUUGUACAAGAAAGGGCGCGUCCGCGACGCGCUGAGGCGGUUCGAGAUGGCGCUCGAGAUGAAGCCCUCCGAGGAAGAAGCGCAGGCCGCGCUCUAUAACAAGGCGUGCUGCCAUGCUUUCAGGGAGGAAGGCGUGCAGGCGCAGGAGGCGCUGCGCGAGGCUCUGCGGUACGGGCUGCAGUUCAGCGUCAUUCUGAGCGACCCGGAUAUGGCGGCGUUCCGCGCCAUGCCGGAAUUCAGAGCGCUUCAGGAGGAGGCAAGGCAGGGCGGCGAGGAAGUGGGCGGCAAGUUUCGGCGGGACUUGAAGCUGAUAGCAGAGGUGCAGGCACCUUUCAGAGGAGUGAGGAGGUUCCUGUACGUGGCGCUGGGCAUGGCUGCUGGCAUCGCCACCGUCAUCACCAUCCCCCGGUUCAUCCUGGCCGUCCAAGGAGGGGUGGACGCCCCGGAUCUCCUCACCACUGGUGGCAACCUGGCCAUUGAUCUGGGAGGUGGGGCGGCGAUGGUGGGGCUGUACCUGUGGGAGCAGCGGCGAGAGGAGGAGCAGAUGGGGCGCGUGUCACGCGACGAGACGCUCUCCCGCCUGCCCCUCCGCCUGCAGUCAGGCAAGGUGGUGGAACUGGUGCAGCUCAGAGGCACCACACGCCCGGUGAUUCUGUCGGGGCGCAAGGAGGCGGUGCAGCAGGCGAUGAAGCGAGCUGAGGGGUACCGCAAGCAGCUGCAGGAGCGUGGCGUGCUGCUCGUGCCCGUGCUGCAGAGCAAGGGCGGUGGCGUGCUGGCAGAGAGCAAGAAGAAGGGGUUUGCUGCUGUCAAGAAGCCUGCUGCCACGCUGGAAUCCCUGGAGGAGUUUGAGGAGAAGGCGAGGGAGGCGGCGGCAAAGAGAGUGGCAGAGGCGGACAGACGACUCAAGGCUGAAGUCGUGUCUCCCGGGGAGUGGGACCAAUGGGUGCGGUCGCAGCAGAAGGCGGAGAAGGUGGUGGAGGGCAGCGAUGCCUUCAUCGUGCUGCGACUGGACGGCCGAGUCAGGAAAUCAGGCACUGGCAUGCCUGACUGGGCGGAUCUCAUCAACGAGCUACCUCCUCUUGACAGCCUAUACGAGAAGGCGCAGGAGGUCAGAGAGGCUUCAGCAGAAGAGAAAAAGGAGCUUGAGGGGCGCGUGAAGGAAGGCGAGACGGUGGUGGAAGGGGGAACUGGCGGCAAGUCCCUGGAAGCUCAAAUCAACCUGGCUCAAGGGAGAAGCAAGGGAGGGCAGUCGACGAUGGAGAAGAGUGGCGACGAGGCUCUGCAGUCCAAAGGCAUUGACACUAGCAAGGGCCGCUGA